This is a messenger RNA of Andrographis paniculata, 1089 nucleotides long. Its product is annotated as haloacid dehalogenase-like hydrolase domain-containing protein Sgpp. NCBI's taxonomy places the organism in Eukaryota, Viridiplantae, Streptophyta, Magnoliopsida, Lamiales, Acanthaceae. The record is from RefSeq and is a predicted model, not a curated record. The transcript has 5 exons. The coding region runs from base 113 to 847 and encodes 244 amino acids.
UCUCCGGUGUAUAAAUAAAUGGCUUCCGCCCCAGGUGAGCCAAUUUCAAAUUCCAUCCAAGCGAUUCGGAAACCGUUAGCCGGAGAAGUAUCGGAGAACGCGUGACAGUAAUAUGACCAUCUCUUCUGCCAAUGACACGUCCGAAGGAAUCCGUGCUCUGGAGAAAAUUGCUCCUAUUGAGGCAGUAUUGUUUGACAUCGAUGGCACAUUAUGCGAUUCUGAUCCCCUUCACUACGAUGCUUUCCGUGUAAUGCUCCAAGAGAUUGGCUUUAAUGGAGGUGUGCCGAUUACCGAAGAAUACUUCAUUAGAAACAUUGCUGGGAAACACAAUGACGACAUCGCAGCUAUCCUUUUCCCAAAUGAUGUCCAGAGGGGUCUCAAAUUUACCGAAGACAAAGAGGCCAUGUUCAGAAGAAUAGCUAAGGAUAAACUGGAGCCCAUAAAAGGGUUACGUAAACUCACGGCCUGGAUUGAAAAUCAUGGACUUAAGCGAGCUGCUGUCAGCAAUGCUCCCAGACCAAACGCCGAACUGAUGCUCUCAGUCCUCGGACUGUCGGAUUUCUUCCAUGCUGUCAUCCUCGGAAGUGAAUGCACACGUGCAAAGCCAGCCCCUGACCCCUAUCUAAAGGCGCUCGAAGUGCUCAAGGUGUCGAAGGAGCACACAUGUGUCUUUGAGGAUUCUGUUUCAGGAAUACAAGCCGGUGUUGCUGCCGGGAUGCCUACAAUUGGGUUGACAACUCGGAAUCCAUCCGACCUAUUGAUGCAGGCGAAGCCCUCUUUCCUUAUCAAAGACUAUGAGGAUCCGAAACUCUGGGCUGCCCUCGAUGAACUAGAUAAGUCUUUCUAAUCCCCGAUGAUUUCUUUAUUAUCGAUUCAUGAAGUAAUAGAAUAACGACGAACAUGGUUCGCUAGAAACUCCAUUCGAUUCGUGCCGUGUGUUUCUGUGUUGUUUUAGUUGAAUAUUCGAAAAGAAAGUUUAGAGUAAGAAUGAUAGAGUGAAGAAGAUAGCCAUCAUCCUUUUCUAUUUAUUAUUAGAAUUCUUAUUACAUUACCUUAUAUUCUGCUCCAAAUAAAAUUCAUUUGGACUUC